GUCAUGCGGAAGUAAACUAGCCAAUAUGGCUGCGUCCUUGACCGGCAUGUUUUGGUUUCAGUGAAGUGAUAAACAUGCGCUGUAGUCGUAAAUUUACAUAGAGGUUGAGUGUUAAUAGAGCCGAGUGAAGGGAAAAUGGAGAGACGACAGUUCGUCGCGUCUCUGGUGGCAGGAGGCUGCGCCGGGAUGUGUGUGGAUCUGACCCUGUUCCCAUUAGACACCAUUAAGACCAGACUGCAGAGUCAGCAGGGCUUCCACAAAGCGGGGGGCUUCAGGGGAAUCUACGCCGGGGUGCCGUCUGCCGCAGUCGGAUCCUUCCCCAAUGCCGCUGCGUUCUUUGUCACCUACGAGUGCACCAAGUCCCUCCUCGGCGACAGCGGAGCUUUCGCAGCGCCGCGCACGGCACCUGUCAGUCACAUGCUGGCCGCCUCCCUGGGAGAAAUAGUGGCGUGUUUGAUCCGGGUGCCUACAGAAGUGGUGAAGCAGAGAACCCAGGCCUCUCCCUCAUCCACCACCUACAACAUGCUGCUGGCCACACUCAGAGAGGAGGGUGUUCGAGGUCUUUACAGAGGAUACGGCAGUACGGUCCUGAGAGAA
Molecule: messenger RNA, 597 nt
Organism: Poecilia latipinna (sailfin molly)
Lineage: Eukaryota; Metazoa; Chordata; Actinopteri; Cyprinodontiformes; Poeciliidae
Gene: slc25a26
Product: solute carrier family 25 member 26
Exons: 5
Source: RefSeq, a predicted model, not a curated record